Messenger RNA from Argiope bruennichi, 3025 nucleotides. RefSeq names its product protein regulator of cytokinesis 1-like. Bases 192 to 2060 code for a protein of 622 amino acids. Gene Ontology annotation, molecular function: microtubule binding. Gene Ontology annotation, cellular component: cytoplasm; mitotic spindle midzone; spindle. Gene Ontology annotation, biological process: microtubule cytoskeleton organization; mitotic spindle midzone assembly. The record is from RefSeq and is a predicted model, not a curated record. NCBI's taxonomy places the organism in Eukaryota, Metazoa, Arthropoda, Arachnida, Araneae, Araneidae. The transcript is spliced from 2 exons.
UUCGUAAUUCGUGUUGAUGUUCGGUUGUGCCUUGUGCAAAUUUUCAAGCCCACGAAAUGGAUUCGGCCUGCAAAUUUUUCGAAAUGAAUGGUGAAUUUAUUUCUUAAUUUUGAUUUAUUUGUGUCCAGUUUUUGCGAUCUGUUGUGAUACAGAUUUGAAGAGGCAUUCUAUUUAUUAUUACUGAAACUAGAAUGGAAAGUGAAAAUCAGCUGCCAGAAAAUUCUGAAAAUGUUUUAGAGUGCAUGGAAAAAGAGGGCGUGAUACAAAUUCAAGACUAUUUAAAGAAACUGUAUAGUCUGUGGAAUGAAUUUGGCAUUGAUAGUAAACGAAAGGUGCGAAGGGCUGAAAAGGUAUGGAGUCAUGUUCAAAACUUGCUUCGAGAUAUAUAUAGAGAGGAAAGUGAUUUGUACAAGGAGCUGCAAGAUCGAGUAAAUGAUUAUACACAAAAGAUUGAUAAACUUUCAAAAUCUCUCUCAGUAGUUCCAAAGGAAAUUACUGGGCCACUUGCAAAAAGAGAAGAGUUACUUCGUGUAGAAUUGGAAAAGUUAAAUGAAGUAUUGCAAAUACGGUUGAAAUCUUAUCAGCAUUUGAAGAGCAUUGAACUGAAAUACUGUAAAAUUCUGGGCACUGAAGAAUAUCAACUAUCAUCUGAAUUAGAAGUUCCUUCGCAAGAUGAUUUAAAAAAUCUUGAGCAGCGCAUCAAGGCAUUGAAGGAAGAAAGGGACAGACGACACAAAAAAUUCUGUUUAGUAAAGAAGGAUUUGACUAUUAUAUUAGAGACAACUGAAUUAGAGCCUGAAACUUCCUUAGAAAAAGAUAUCUUGUCUGGUAAGGAUACUCUGUCUCUCUCUGAUGAAACCAUGAAAAGUUUGGAGGAAAUACUUUCCAAGGUUCAACGAAGGAAGGCAGAUUUGGAAGCUCGUAAAAAGGAACUGAUGGAUCAUUUAUCAUAUUUAUGGGAACGAUUGAAAGUGGAAGAAAAUGUUAGAAAGGAGUUCACCUCUAGACAUGAGAACUGUUGUAGAUCUACACUGAGAUCUAUUGAACAAGAGAUUGAAAAAUAUAAAUUGCUGAGGAAAGAGAAUAUUCAUUCUGAAAUAGAAUCUCUUCGAAAAGAAAUAGAGCAACUUUGGUCCAAGUGCUGCAUGUCAGAUCGUGAACGAGAAGCAUUUGCUUCUUUUUCUUCUUUGGAAAUGACUGAGAAAAUUUUAGAAGCACAUGAGACUGAGUUAAAGAAGUUGCAAAACUAUUAUAAGGAUAUCGCACACAUUCUAGAAAAAAUCGAUGAACGGCAACAGCUUUGGAAUAAAUUAAUUGAAUUUGAGAAUAAAGCAAAUGAUCCAAAUCGGUUCAAGAACCGUGGAUGUAACCUUUUGCGAGAAGAGAGGGAAAGAAAAAUGUUGCGCAAGAAUCUUCCGAAGUUAGAAAAUGAAAUUUUUCGUGAAAUUGAAAUAUAUGAAACCAGAAAUAAAACUGUUUUCUUGUAUUAUGGGGAAGAUUAUAGAAUCCUCAUCACCAACCAGUGGGCUGAUCGAGAAGACCAGAAAGAGAAUGAACGGAAUAGGAGACAUGAAAAACGAUUAGCUGGAACUGAAAGUGAAACAUUUUUAGGUACACCUUUCAAGAGAUCAUUUAUGAAUACUCCCAUGUCUGCUCCUAGCAAAUUGUUCAAAUCUAAUGCAGGAUCUAUCUAUUCCACUCCUAUGACAGUUUCUAAGUUAAAAUACGGAACUCCUAAAAUGAUGCUGCCUUUGAACAAAGAAUUGUUUCCUGCUUAUAAAUCUGAAAAGAAAGCCUUAAAAUCAGUACUCAAGCAGAAACAACGAUUGGUUAAAUCAAAGAAUGUGCCACCUUCUUGUAACCCUACAUAUGUUGAUUUUGCUGGAGAGUUAAGAACACCUGGCAAAGUUGAUUAUCAGAGCUCUAUGUUUAUGUCAAGGAGACCUGAAGGCAAUAAAGGAUCUGAGAAAAAAAAUGUUGCUAAGCCAAUUUUCAAAUCAGUCACCAAUAGUCCUCUAACACCAACUAGAGGAAAAGUAGGGUUACCAUUCAUAAUAUAAGUAAUUUCAUCUGAAUGCAUCUUGUUUUUAAGGAUCAUUUUGUCUUGUUAUUUCGUAAUGACUCAUUAUCAUAACUAAAUCACUUAAAUGAACCAUUAUUGAAGAUUUUCUUUUUAAAUUGCAAAUAUUAAUUUAUAUUUUAAAAAAAGUGAGAUAAUUGUUUAUCCAUAACUUCUGUCAAGAUUUUGUUAACUAAACCAACUGAACAAUUAUUCUAGAAAGUAUUUUGCCUCUUUUUAGUAGAACUUUUUGAUCAUUUGACUUCCAUUGAAUGUGAUAUUGCUAAUUAUUUUUUUUUAAACCAAAAAUGCUCUUAAAACACAAUCACUGCAUUGUUGUGAAUCUAUUCACAUGUUCCUAUUUGAAAGCUUUAAUAAUUGACAUUACUAAACCAUAUUUCCAAACUUCAUUAUGUAAAUUAUAUAUUUUGUUUGUUUCAAUUUCAAUCAGCAUUUGAAAUGGAUACAUAUCAGAAUAUUCCUUACAUCUCAUUCCAUUCCUAAUUUUGCAUUUAUUUUAAAUAUUGUAUCAUAUAAGAAAUACAGAGCUUUAGAGAGAAGAAAAAAUUAUCUCGGUUAAAGGAGAAUUUUAAAAUUGUGGAGCAAAAUUUAAACUGGCCAUAUCAAGAGUUUGAUGUGAGGUUUUGUUAAUGCUUCUUAAGUAAUCUAGAAUAGACUGUGAUAAAUGUUUUAUGUUGUGAUGAUAUAUAUAUUUUAAAUGUACAUUUUUUUAGCACAUUAAACCAUAAAUGUAAUUCCAUAUUUUUAAGAAAGCAGGAAAGCUGUGUUUUGUAAAACAUGUAUCCUUUUUUCUACUUUUAAAUGCGUUGAACCAAAUGAAAUGGGCAUUGUUCCUUCUUGAAGACAAGCUUUCUUAUUUUGUUAUAUGUGAAGUUGGUGAGGGUUGUUUUAAAUUGUUAGAAUUAAAGCUUAUUUUUUAUACUGAAUAAAGAAAAACUUUUAUAC